GUCACUAUCCUCAAGGGAUGCUGUGCCUCAGUGUCGCGACGCACGCGCAGCGACGCACGCGUCUUCACAGCUAUUAGCGAUAACCAUAAUGUUACAACACGUUCUUUUUCUGUCGGUUUUUCUUCUGUCCGGGAAGAAUGCGGUCGACUCAGCGAAACAAGAUGUCCGCGUGUCUGACUCUUACCUGCCCGUAGCCAUGCAGAUCAUCGCGCAUCUUACUGACCAAAUGUCUUUUGAAAUGAAAGACGAGGUUCCUAUAAAAACUACUACAACUCACAAACCACUGUAUGUGAACUUCGAUUAUUUUUCUAACUUGAAUGGAUGGUUUACGCGCUAUCGGCUUAGAGAUAUAACAACACCAUUCCACAAACCUGGUCUGUAUUCACCAUCAUCACCACCAAAACCUUCAGACCGUAUUUCCCCUAACAAGAACUUCCCAAAAACCCAACAAUUUGUUCUCCUCCCUAUCGAGCAGCACCAAUACAGCCUGAUCAAACCUCAAGGCACCAAGCCAGAUGGACCGCUUCUCGCAGCUCAUAAUGAAGAGGUGAAUCCUAUUGUGGAUCCAGCACCAAAUGACCCACAUUUGUUGCCACCAUAUGAUGAUUUGAAGGUCUCCAGCCGUUCUGAUGAUUUUGAUGAAGAGAACUUGCAGUAUUUAUCGGCGAAUGUGAGGGAAAUGAUAAGAAUGGCCAAUGAUCCAGAUGAUGAUAGGAUUGUAGACGUGUGGGAAGGUCUCAGAGUGAAUCCAGCGGAGCCUUCCUCUAAAGGCAAAUUGUCAACGUCUAAUUUGAGACUGUUACUGUUGUACGAUCUACUGAGCAGAGACGCUAAACGUCAGAGAUUGUCUGACUUCAGUGGUUUCUCGCCUGAAGUUAUGAAGUCUCUUGUGGAGUCAUCUAGCGGUGGUGCGCGGGCACAACUCAGCAUGGCUCUCUCCAAGAUGGUAGAACGACACGACUGCGGCCAUGAUUACGCUAACAACAGGUCCAAAGAGAUGGUCGCUGAGUUGGCGAAGGAUGAAUCCACUUUAUCAACAGCUUUAAGAUACUUACAGCCACUUGUUUAUAAGCUUUAGAUUUUCCAAAUAGUUAUACAACGUUAUACUUUCUGUAGUAAACAGUGUUCUAAUAAAAAAAACAGUUCUUAUCUAUGAUUGUGGUAUAACAACGCUAGUACUCAAUCCAUAAAUUAUCUUAGUUUCUGAAAUUUUAGUAUCAAAAGUAGUAUCUGUUUAAUUUAUUAACACAUGAGAAAAAUAGCGUUAUUUAACCGUCAUAUUUGACCUUAUGUAUACAGAUAGUCUUGAUACUUUAAACUUUCUCUAGAUUUAAAAAAAAAUGCCAUAUGUUAUACGAUAGAAUAAGAAAUGUCCCAUUUUUGUCAAUUAUUUGAAACGCAAUUUUUAACAUAGUGAUAUUUAGUAUUCAUUGUAAUACUUAGAUGAUAAACGCGACAUGAUUUGUUUAGUGGUCAUAUGUAUAUAAUGAAUGUAUUUUGUAACAGUUUUACAAAUAAAUACAACUGAGUAUG
Pieris rapae (cabbage white) is the source of this 1533-nucleotide messenger RNA. RefSeq lists its product as uncharacterized. Lineage: Eukaryota; Metazoa; Arthropoda; Insecta; Lepidoptera; Pieridae. The record is from RefSeq and is a predicted model, not a curated record. The transcript has 6 exons. The coding region runs from base 89 to 1078 and encodes 329 amino acids.